UUUUAGAUCUUUGGACUUCAUGGGGUGGAUUUCAGCACUUGGAUGUAUUGCCAUGUUGCUUAUGUUCUCUGUAACUUUGAACAAAGGAUCCAAAUGUGACGCUCCUUCAAGUCCUCAGUGUUUUAGAAGAAACAACAAGUCGCCCGAUUACGAGUGUGAAUGGCGCAUGAACACAACACGCAGUGACGUGACGUUUGACCUCCACAUUGGCAAAAAAAAAAAAAGGGUCAAAACAGAGACCCACGCUGAGUUCCCUGAGGAGCAGCUCAUCAAAUAUAGACCUGUUGACAUUUGGGUGGACGCGCAUGUAGAAAACUCCACGUGCUCGUCAAUCAGGACAUCUGUUGUACUCAACGAAACAGUUAAAUUCGAAGCACCACAAGACGUUUUAGUUUCCUGGAUACAAAACCACCUGAAACUGACCUGGAUGGCAGCAGAGAAACACCCUGCCUUGGUAGAGGUCUGGUUUCGAAAAGCUGACACUCUGUCAUGGGAAAAGAGACAAGACCUGACAGAGCUCAUGCCCAACCUGACAGAGCUCCUGCCCAGUCAGAAUUUGACGUACAUGUUAGUUAUUAAGCAUCUUCAAAAGCAUACAGCUUACCAGGUUCGGCUCAGACAACAGACAAAAGCGGCUCUCAACCCACUGUGGAGCGACUGGUCUCCAACUGUGAUUGCCCCUUCAGAGCUUGAACAUAAACUGGAUGUCAACAUGACGCUGGAAGCAUUAGAAGGCGUUCGCAAGGUCACGCUAGUGUGGAAGCCAGUGCAACCUUCAGCAGCAGUCUCAGGAGUCGCCUACAUCCUGAACGACACUCGUUCUUCCAGAAGAUGUCCUUGUAAUAAGAAACUACAUCGCAUGGAGGAGACGGAAUACACAUACUACGUGUCCUACUCUCCUGUCAACUUCUCUGUUGUUGCCAGGAAUGCAGCAGGCUAUUCUCCCCAAGCCGUCAUACAAGUACCGGCCGAAGUGGCUCACGAUUUAAAACCUUGUAAUAAAACAUUAAUGGACAAGAAAGUCAAAAAUUCCAGCUGCCGUGAGUGGUACGAGCUUCAAGGCGAAGACUUGAGGCCGGAAAGUGUCCCAAGUUUCACAGAGACCACUACAAGGAAGGUCAAUAGAAACAGGAUUAAGGACAAUGUGGGUUACCUUUACUUUGAACACCAGUGUGUCAAAAACAGACUAAAAACAGUCAACAUGUGUCUCUUUUAUCGAAAGGAAAACGUUACAAAAAAAGCUCCCCAGGAGUUGUUUGCUUUUAAUCAAACACGCAAUUCUGUGACGGUGUCUUGGAAAGCCAUUCCUGUGGUGGAGCGGAGAGGUUUCCUCAUUCACUACAACUUGUGCAGUGUAAUCAUCCAUUCUCAGGACGAGCAGAAACAAUGUCACCUCAUACCGGCUUCUUUGCUAAAAUUCCAACUGGAAAACCUGAGGCCAAAUGCCACAUACAACAUCAGUGUAGCUGGGGUGACAGCAGCAGGAGAAGGUCCAAAGGCCACGAUAACUAUCAACACACUGCCGUUGAAUAUUAUGAAUGGCGUGUUGAAACUUGGCUUGGUGUUGGCGACCAUAUUCAUCCUGCUACUAAUAGUGUGCACGUGUAUCUGCAAAAGAAUGAAAAAGAAGAUAUGUCCUCCAGUGCCAAAGCCCUCUUUUUUACAGUUGGCCUUUCAUCAACCAGUGAAUCAGAACUGGACGCAGGAGGAGCAUGAGGAGGUGGAACAUGACGUGACACUGCAGCCGCUGAGUGAGACCCUCGCCAAGAAUGCAAAUGAGACGGUGAUGUCAUUGCACAUUGAUAUAAGGAGGACAGAUUCAAUGGUGUCUGAGGAGACCAAUGGCGAUAACCUCAUCUCGAAGGCCCUGACGGAUUCCAAAGAGGAAAUGCCAAAUACGGAAGAAGAGGAUUUGCUUGCGUUGCUGCUAUACAAAAAAGGAUUGGUCUUUGAUAUGAAGACAGACUCGUGUUAAAUGGAUUCAAAGUAAUUUACUGUCAGAUAGCGUGGAUUUUUUCAACAAUCCAAUUGACUCAAAUUCUUACGAUGGAAAAGUCUUUCACAAAAACACAUUCUUUCUAAAAAGUGAGGUCAGAAUGGAGACCCAAAUAUUACACAAAUAUGUCAUCUUAAUAUUACUAUGAGUGGUUGUAGAAUGGAUCUAUUGUCAGAGUGGGCGAAUUAAGCCAAAUAUUGAAGGCAGUGCAUCAAUACCAAUAUUGGAUUAAUACUAUGGUGAUGGAUUCAAUAUCUUUAGUCCUUUGUAUGUUCUAUGUCCCUUUUUGUGUUUUUUGUUGUGUUGUUUGUAUUGUUACAGUAUAUUGUUUACAAACUGAUUAUCUACUAUUGGGGGGGGUGGGGGGGUUUACCCACAUAUGCAGUCCUCUCCAAGGUUUCUCAUAGUCAUUCACAUCGACGUCCCACUGGGGUGAGUUUUUCCUUGCCCUUAUGUGGGCUCUGUACCGAGGAUGUCGUUGUGGCUUGUGCAGCCCUUUGAGACACUUGUGAUUUAGGGCUAUAUAAAUCAACAUUGAUUGAUUGAUUAAUUGAUUGAUUGUUUUUUUAAAUGAGAAAAUAGUCAUUUUUCCUUUGGUUUAUUUGUUUUGCACAAAUGAUUUGUUUUUCAUUGUGUUGUUCGUAUUGUUACAUUGUUGUAUUUAUAUAGUGUUGCUGUAUAUUGUUUACAAACUCAUUAAAUAAGUUAUUAUAUAUAUAAGGCAUUUAGGGGAAAAAAAGCCAAAAAAUGUAAUUAAAUGAAAGACAAAAGCAAUUUUUGCUUUUGUUUACUUAUCUUGAAUGAUGGAUUUUUUUCCCCUCAAACGAUUGCUUAUA
Molecule: messenger RNA, 2832 nt
Organism: Nerophis lumbriciformis (worm pipefish)
Lineage: Eukaryota; Metazoa; Chordata; Actinopteri; Syngnathiformes; Syngnathidae
Gene: il12rb1
Product: interleukin 12 receptor subunit beta 1
Molecular function (GO): protein binding
Source: RefSeq, a predicted model, not a curated record